UUAUUUUAUGAACGUGCACUAAACAGCCGAUUUCGCAACAUCUCGUGUUUAUAUCAACGUCUCCCGCUGAACAUCUUUUGAUGCGCGCUCCUGCGAACAUCGACGUGGGAAAGUAGGGUGUUGGACACAAAGAAAGGGGGCACCCCUGGGAGUUGUGGGCCCCUGGGCUUCAGCCCGUGUAAGCCCGUGCAUUAAUGCACCCCUGAUAAUAACAACAAGGAUGAUGAACAGAUUCAAGGAAAAGUAGUAGAAGUAAAAAAGUAAAUUUCUCUGUUGUUUCUAAGGCUUCACUGAAUUAUUGUUACAUUUUAUGCAUUAAAAUAUGCUGCCGGAUUUUGACUGAGAAGCAGACCUGAGAUUAAAAGUAAAUUAUUCAUACAGUUAUUUUUUUUAUUUUUUAUUUAGGCCUUACUUAAUGAUAAUGUUCGAUUUCAUAUGGCUUAUUACAGCUAAAGAGCCAAGAGCAAUGAGUGUGUGCUCCCUUCUGUUUUACCCCAAUGUUGGUUUUUAAAUCAGUAUAAAGUUGAUUCAGGACCUUAUAAGCUCUAGAAGAACAUGGUCUUCGCAAGCGCUCUCUGUAGGUACACUAAGGUUUAAAAAACACAAAUAUUUCGGCCUGCAUAAGGUAACGUUAAGUCCAGACACGCUCACACAGUGUGUGCAUGCGGGAGAGAGAGAGAGAGAGAUUUAGGCCCCCUUAGAAAUAUUUGUUAUAUUUUUGGUGUAAUAUUUAAUAUUAAGAGUACAUUUUUAAAAAGACAUUAUUAUACAUAUAGGCUACUGUAUACUAUGAUCAAAGCUGAACAACCCCCUACACGGGAAAACAAUUUAACCACUUAUUUUCACUUAUUUUGGGUGAGGAAAGUCCCUUAUUUUGGGCUUGUUUUUUUUAGACCAGGUCACUUGUUUCUCAUACAUAAUCUGGCAACAAUGCAUCUGGUAUAUCACUCACCCUUAGAACAGAGAUCUGUCAUUUUAAAAAGAGCAUUAUUAGCUGUUCUUUUACUUCACAAUUUGGAAUGGAGUCUGUGGAACGCUGGAGCCAGAUUGAAAAAAUACAGUUUCUUUAGGCUGGGCACUUGUUGGUUGCUUUUCCUACAUUGUCCAGUCCAGUGUUUUUAAUUAAAAUGCUGGUUUAGCAAAGAAAUUCAUAUGUAGAUAAUUUAUAUGCCUGCAAAACAAAUAUUUUUUUUUUGUUGUUGUUGAUAUUUACCCUUUUUCUCCCAAUUUGGAAUGGCCAAUUCCCAAUGUGCUUUUAAGUCCUCAUGGUCACGUAGUGAUUCGCCUCAGUCUGGGUGGCGGAGGACGAAUCCCAGUUGCCUCCGCGUCUGAGAUCGUCAACCCAUGCAUCUUAUCACGUGGCUUGUUGAACACGUUGCCACUGAGACAUAGCGCGUGUGGAGGUUUCACGCCACCCACCGCAGCAUCCACGCUCAACUCACCACACGCCCCACCGAGAACGAACCACAUUAUAGCGAUCGCGAGGAGGUUACCCCAUGUGACUCUACCCUCCCUAGCAACCGGGCCAAUUUGAUUGCUUAGGAGACCUGGCUGGAGUCACUCAGCACGCCCUGGGAUUCGAACUAGCAUACUCCAGGGAUGGUAGCCAGCGUCUUUACCACUGAGAUACCCAGGCCCCCCUGCAAAACUAAUUUUAAGCGUUAAUCAUAUGCCUGUCGAUCAAAAGAAUUUUACGACCAUGAGAAAAAUAAAUUCAACUUUUCACUGAGCUUACAAACUUUGAACCAGUCAUGGGAGAUAUGUCAUUCUCUCAGGAAAGGAAUGUCGACCAAUUACAGAGCCUGCCUGAGCUGGCCUAUCGUGGACUGGGAAUACUCUGCUCGGCCAUUCAUGGUGAAGGAGAUGAGUGUCGUCGUAGAGUGUUCCGCAAGCUAUUGUACGUGAUACUAAUGAUGAAAACGCAAGACCGAUCCAAGCCGUGUCUUCUUGUUCCGUCUCAAGCUAUCUGUAGUGCCAGAGACCAGUCUAUUCUUUUUAUUAGUCAUAUUGUUGAUGAACAGAGGGAGACCACAUUGCCGCUUUUACGAACCCUUGUGCAACAUAUCUGCCAUCAGAUGGUGGAGAAGUCUGAAUAUCGAACCAGUGGAGCACAGGCUGUUGGAAAGCUAAUGGCUAAGAUGCCUUGUCAGGACUAUGCAGUCCUCGUUAAGUGGCUCUAUAACUACUCUCGAAACAACAAGGUGGCUUUCAGAAUGUUUGCACUGGAUGUGGCCAUGGUCCUCCUGGAGCAGAGUGAGAGGGACAUGGAGGACACGAUGGACCCUGAGUUGGCUGUGUUCCUGUCUCACAGGUUCUUGGUGCACAACAUAGUUUACAGUCAUCGUAACGAUGUCUCCCCCACAGUCAGAGGCCAUGCACUACACUGCCUUGCACAGUGUCUGGAGCUGCGUUCCCAGAAUGCCACAAAAUGUGUCCAUGAGCUCUUCUCCAACACAGGUGCACAGACUAUGCUGGAGACGGGCCGUUCUGAGCAAACUCUGAAGAGAGGAGAGACAGGUCAGAAAACCGCCCUGACCUUCAGAACUAUCGAGCUCACAAAACACAAGAGCAUCACCGCAACCCGCAGGAGUGACAUCAACACGUCCUUACAGAAUGAGGAAACCAUGGCUUUAUUUAAAAAGCAUGUCAGUGACCCUAAAACCAAUGCCAGGAAAAGUGCGCUGGAGACCGUCAUGAGUCUGCUGAAGCAUGGGGUGAUCUCAUGCAACGUGGAGAAUCUGACUAUUCUGUCAGAUCGCUGCAGGGAUCCUGCUGUCUCAGUGAAGAAGAAAGCCAUGCAGUGCCUUAUGGACCUCCUUGCUGCUCUGUCUGACAAUAGGGAGGUGCAGGAGGCCUGGCUGAGAGGAGUGCUGCCAGCUGUCAUGGACUCUGAGAGCUCUGUGCAGGAGAAAGCUCUAGAGUGCCUGGACCAGGUCAUCCUCGCACACAUUAAGAGUCAAGGCAAAUAUCGGCCUGAUGACACCUCUCAGAGGCUAGCCUGGGGCUUGCUGGGACUGAUGUGUGAAAAGUGUCAAGACCUCAGCCGAUAUUUCAGCAAGGCUUUCAGCGUGUGGGCUCCCCAGCAGAAGUUCACUCCUGCAUUUGUGAACAGUUUGCUGUCUCAUACUGAGGGAGAAAGGGCUGCUGCCGCCUGGCUUCUGUUAGCUAAAAUUGCAAUCUGCUCUCCCAAACUGAACUACGGGACCGUGCUAGAGACCUGGGAGCACACCGUCAGGUCACCAGUUGUUUCAGAGACAAUGACCUGUCAUAUUUUGAGCGUUAUGGGUGACAUUUCCUCUAAUCUAAAUGACGACACCAAGAGCAGAAUAGUAGAUGAUCUGAUGGGCUGGUUAAAAAGCUUCAGCCUACCUUUGGAGGUCAUCAGUUCCUGUGUGGAUACGCUGGUCAGAUUUGGAAGAUCAGACAACACUCAAGACACACUGGGGUUCCUGGAUCGUAUCUGUGGAGAGCUGGUCUCUGUGUGUGAGGCAUAUCUUUCCAGUGUCAUUCUAAAUGAGAAGGGAGCUGAGAACAUCAAUGAAGACCUGCUAGUAAAACAUCUUUAUACACUUGGUGCAGCUUCUCUCCAUUGCGCCUCAAAAGUGGGAAAGAGAAUAUUCCUUCUGGUUCAGUCCAUUCUCACUCCCUCAGAGCAGCCAGUUCAUACUGAAGGAGAUGUGCUACCAGCUAGUCAGCCUCUGUCUCAGUUCAAGCCUAAUUCCAUGCCCACAGUUGUCCGGGCACAUGCUGUUAUCACAUUAGGUAAGCUGUGUUUGCAGCAUGAGGAGCUGAUGUUGAAGUAUCUGCCCGUGUUUGCGCGGGAGCUAGAGGUGGGCACAGAGCUGGCCGUGCGCAGUAAUGUGGUGGUGGUGAUGUGCGAUCUCUGUGUGCGCUACACCAACACAGUGACCCGAUAUAUCCCCAACAUCUCGGCCUGCCUGAGAGACAAAGAGGCCAUCGUCAGAGAGCAGACCCUCAUCAUGCUGACCAACUUACUGCAGGAGGAAUAUGUGAAAUGGAAAGGUGCACUGUUUUUCCGCUUUGCUGUUGCUCUCGUAGACCCAGAUCCUUCUAUUGCAGACCUCUGUGAGUACUGCCUGGUUGACCUCCUGCUUAAGAAGAGUCCCCUCAUGUUCUCCCAGCACUUCAUUGAGUGCAUUUUCCACUUCAACUCUUAUGAAAAACACAAGAAAUAUAAUAAAUUCCCUCAAGCUGAGAGUGAGAAAAGCAGGUUUUCUCUAAGAGGUCCACAGAAUCAAGGCAAGCGUUUCAGGAUCUACAAGUUCCUAUUAAAAAACUUUACUGAUGAGCAACGGUUCAAUAUCACAACCAAAAUCUGCCAGGACAUCCUUGCCAGUUUUGUGGACUCUGAGCUGCCUCUGGACUCUGAGGGCUCUGAGUUGCUUGCAGACACAUUUGACGUUCUCUCUCUGAAGGAGAUGAAGCUGACAGCCAUGAGCAGCCCAACAGCAGGAGAGGAACCUCAGGAGGAUGAGAUGGCCAUGGCUAAAGCUGUUUUACAAGUGGCCCAGAAAAAGCUGGUCUCACAGGUCCAGAAGAAGAACUUUGUGGAGAAUGUUAUUCCUAUCAUCAUCAGUCUGAAGAAUAUGCUGGAAGAGAAACACUCACCUGUUCUAAAACACCUGAUGGCCUACCUACAGGUAACCAUGCAGGACUAUCGUUCAGAAGUGAAGGAGUUGUUUGCUGCUGAUGAGCAGCUGGCUACAGAGGUGGAAUAUAACCUGAAGCAGUUUGAAAAGGCGAAACAAGAGCAACAGCAGAUGGAGAACCAACUGGCCAGCUGCACACUGUCACCCAGACGAAAUGGUAGUGCUGUGGCUUCUCCUGCCCAGGCAGCAAAUGCUGGGCAUCGGUCAGGUUUUGCCACCCCUCGCCAUCAUAAUGCUACUAAAGGACCUGCACAAACCCCUAAAUCUGCUGAUUCUCUGAGGCGUCGUACUUUUGCUGGCAUGGUAACCCCAGUCAGGAGCCGUUCUUCUCCUACAGUGUUUUCAACAGGACGGGCAAACAAACAGGUUGGGAGAGCGAUCAGUACCCCACAGGCGAGCAUGCAUGAAGUGACAUUUGGAGAGCAAGUUAGUGCCAUCUGCAGCGAAUCUGGUAGAGGAGGUAAGGAUGUGGAGGAAGAAGAGAGUAUUCUACAUCUGAUGUCACCAGAGCAACAAAAACCAGUGCCCAGGCAGUGGAAUGUGGAAUCUCCUCUUGUACAAAAACUGAGAUCCAAGAAAAGGUUGUAGUGAAUGUUUGUGUGCUUUUAUUGUAAUGUGAUAGUAUUCGUUGCAUCCUUCAGUUCAUCAUACCUUUAGAACAAAAUCUUUUUGUUUCACAGUUCUUCUGAUAAAUGUCUGUCUUAUUUGUAAAAAGGCAAAAUUAUUGAAUGUACUUUUGGCACUCUGUAUCUCAUGCCUUAAGUCACAUUCUCCUCCAAACCUCUUUGUUAUAUUAAAGUUUUCUUGUCUGAAAGUAUCAGAAGGUAAUGUCUAGGAAAUAAAGGCUGUAUUAUAUGGGGCUGAUGCAUAACACAUUGGCACACAGUAGUGUUCUGCUGUAACCCUAUGAUGUCUGAUAAUGAGUAAAUGCAUAUGUAUAAACCAAAGAUAUUUUAGAGGUUUGCUUAUGUAAAAGUUCAUAACAACAUGUUCUGUCAAUUGAAAAGAAGGAACUGGUGAUGAAAACUUUGGUUGAAUCUGUGGUGACGAGAAAGUAAUCCAAGGUUCUGGCUACUAGUAUAGUGGAUGUACACAGACAAUGUUCAAAAAGUGUAAAAGCCACCCCAAAAUUGACCACAGGACUUGAGAGCAUGCCCGACCUCUUUGCCAAAUGUGCCUAUUUUUUACAAUUCUGUUGUUCAUUACUUCAUGAGCUCUGAGGUAACUAAUUAUUUUUUACAUUUUAUUGCAGUGUUUCUCAACUUAGUGUAUUUUAUACAUUUCUCCAAACUAUGGUCAAUGUUUUUAAAACAUUAAACAUAGCCAAUGAAGCAGAUUCUUUAUUUUUUAGAACAAUUCAAUUUCACCCCAUUCAAGCACUGUAUUCUUUGCUGAUAAUGCAUUUAUUAAAAAUAUACCAAAACUAUAGACAUGCUAUCAAUGGAUUACGUUUAUAACAUAUUCAUCAAUAGACAACUACACUAUUGAGAAAAAAACAAAACAUGUUCAUCAUAAAGUUCCACAAUGGAGGCAUGUUUCCCAUGUGUGUUAUUAAAAUUUCUCUAAAUGUA
Myxocyprinus asiaticus (Chinese sucker) is the source of this 6241-nucleotide messenger RNA. RefSeq names its product non-SMC condensin II complex, subunit D3 (gene ncapd3). Gene Ontology annotation, cellular component: condensin complex; condensed chromosome, centromeric region. Gene Ontology annotation, biological process: meiotic chromosome condensation; mitotic chromosome condensation. The record is from RefSeq and is a predicted model, not a curated record. Gene Ontology annotation, molecular function: histone binding. The transcript has 31 exons. NCBI's taxonomy places the organism in Eukaryota, Metazoa, Chordata, Actinopteri, Cypriniformes, Catostomidae. Bases 1752 to 5258 code for a protein of 1168 amino acids.